GAUUCUUACCGGAACUGGCACCUGUUGCUUCGCAUCAAUCCCAGUCUGAGACGGAGCCAAGGAGAGGGACAGUCAAGAGUCCUCUGCGCUGCAUAAAACAAGGAGCUUUUUUAAACACGCGACGAGUUUACCUCAGCCCGCAGGCAAGACAGGGUUCCGACAUGGAGGAAGAUAUCUUCAAAUCAGUCGAGGAAGAUCUCGCCGAAGCAAUACAAGAAUUACCUCCGCAAGCAGAGCCAUCGCGACGUCAAGAUGUUCAGAUUUUGAAGAAGAGUAAAAAGAUCAGCGAGAAAUCAGACGACACAGAGAAGGAAAAGGACGAGUUGCAAAUAGAAGAAAUAAGGACAGAAAACUCAAGACGCAGAAGCGACAGACAGAAGGCACCGCAGAAAACAAUCACCGAAACAGCAAAGGAUACGAAACAGAGCAGUAAAAAGACAGGAGAAGUGAAGCUGCCAAGAUUGGGCGUCGAAAAGAUCGAAGCGAAAGUUGCCGGAGAAGAAGAUCCCUUGGCGGGGAUCACCUUAAACAGGUGUCUUAUAGUGGCCACAGUGAUUGUGCUUCUGACCAUGGGAGUGCAGGUGAUCGCAGGUGUUUUUGAACUAGACGACGAGGCUGAUUCCAUGUUGUCCUACUCUGACAACGGGCUUCCAGAUGAUGACGAUUUGACCCUGGACGUAAGGACUGCGUUCGAGGAUCGGGGACACAUUUCAGGACCCGAGAAAGUUGCGGAGCACGAGAAAAAGGUUCCCUUCGCUGCCCCGGCCCGAACGGACGCCAGAAAACGCCACGAGAGACCGAAGGACGAGGCAGCCCAGAGGAAGCCCUCUCCGCAAGCUAAGGACAUAAAGGUUCCGAGGGGCGGUUUCAAGCCAAAAGACGGCAGCAACUCAGCCUCAAAGACCGGACCGGGGAAAGAACACAAACACAAACCCAAACCCAAACCCGAGAAGAGAGACGAUAAACACUUCAAAAAAGAACACAAGUCGGAAAAGCACAGAGGGCUGAAGGAGCCGCACUUCAAAGAAGGGGAGGACAAGAAAUUUUACAAGGGCAAAGAAGAGGCCCGUGAUAAGGGGGGUAAAUUUAAUCACAGCUCUCCCAGGAAGUAUGACAAAAAUGCCAAACAAGAUACGUACAGAAAACACCAAGGCCAAGCCAGAGACUUUGAAAAGCACAAGCCGUACGGGAGGAACAAGCCACGGGGCGACGACGUCAGCCGAAAGCACGAUUACAAAGGGCACAAAGAAUACGACGGCCAUAGCAAGCAGCAGCUCGGGCCGGUCAGGGCUGACGAGCGCGACGGUGUCGAGAGCGGCCACAAGAAACCCGGCGCGCCGAAGCCCGGGGGCAAAAAUAGGUUCACGGAGAGCAAAAGACACGACUAGGUUCCGAGUCCCACUCACGCGCACGCAGUCACGUCGCGGGUCGCGGGUCGCGAGUCGCGGUCGGCGAAAGACAAACAAAAAAACAAAACAAAACAGUGUUUUC
This is a messenger RNA of Callorhinchus milii (elephant shark), 1491 nucleotides long. Its product is annotated as junctional sarcoplasmic reticulum protein 1-like. The transcript is spliced from 7 exons. The coding region runs from base 162 to 1388 and encodes 408 amino acids. The record is from RefSeq and is a predicted model, not a curated record. Lineage: Eukaryota; Metazoa; Chordata; Chondrichthyes; Chimaeriformes; Callorhinchidae.